AUGGCAGCUCCAACCAAACGCCAGCCUUGCAGAAGACUGGUCCUGCUGUGCGUGCUCCUGAGGACGCUGUGGGAGGCCAGGGCCAGUCAAAUCCGCUACUCGGUGCCCGAGGAAAGAGAAAAGGGCUAUAAUGUGGGGAAUAUCUCCAAGGACUUGGGACUGGAAACCCGGGAGCUGGCAGAUCGCGGAGUCCGAAUUGUCUCCAGAGGUAGGACGCAGCUUUUCUCUUUGAAUCCACAAAGCGGCAGCUUAAUCACUGCGGGCAGGAUAGACCGGGAGGAGCUCUGCGCCCAGAGCGCACGGUGUCUGGUGCACUUUAAAGUCUUGGUUGAAGACAGCGUAAAACUUUACGGAAUAGAAAUAGAAGUGCGUGAUAUCAACGACAAUGCACCAAAAUUUGAGGCUGAAAAUCUGGAAGUAAAAAUUAAUGAACUUGCUGCUCCUGGAGCUCGGUACCCACUCCCAGAAGCCAUUGACCCGGAUGUGGGCGUGAACUCCCUGCAGAGCUACCAGCUCACCCCCAGUCACCACUUCUCCCUGGACGUGCAAACUCGAGACGAUGGAACCUUAAACCCGGAGCUGGUGCUGGAGCACACUCUGGACCGAGAGGAAGAGGCUGUUCACCACCUGGUCCUCACCGCCUCGGAUGGCGGCGACCCACGUCGCUCUAGCACAGUGCGCAUCCAGGUGACAGUGCUGGAUACAAACGACAAUGCCCCAGUGUUUGCUCAACCGAUUUACAGAGCCAAAGUCCUUGAGAACGUGCCACCAGGCACCCUAUUGCUUACAGUAAGAGCUAGCGACCCGGAUGAGGGAGCCAACGGAAAAGUGACAUAUAAAUUCCGGAAAAUCAAUGAAAAACAAUCUCCCAUAUUCCAGCUUAAUGAAAAUACUGGGGAAAUAUUUGUAGCAAAAAGUCUAGAUUAUGAAGAAUGUUCAUUUUAUGAAAUGGAAAUACAGGCUGAAGAUGGUGGUGGAUUGAAAGGGCGAACCAAAGUGCUAAUUAUGGUGGAAGAUGUAAAUGACAAUAGACCCGAAGUGACCAUUACAUCUCUAUUUAGUCCAGUGAGGGAAGAUGCUCUUCAGGGAACAGUUAUCGUUCUUUUCAAUGCACACGACCAAGAUUCUGGGAAGAAUGGUCAGGUUUUCUGUUCCAUCCAGGAGAAUCUGCCUUUUAAAUUAGAAAAUUCAAUAGAAGAUUAUUACAGGUUGUUGACAGCCCAAAUUCUUGAUAGAGAAAAAGCCUCUGAGUAUAACAUCACAGUGACAGCCACAGACAGAGGAAUGCCACCCCUAUCUACGGAAAUUCACAUCACCCUGUAUGUGACUGAUAUCAACGACAAUCCACCUGCCUUUUCUCAAGCCUCCUAUUCUAUCUACCUUCCGGAAAACAACCUCAGAGGCACCUCCAUCUUCUCAGUAACUGCCCAAGACCCUGAUAACAAUGAAAAUGCUAGGGUUACAUACUCCUUGGUGGAGGAUACCAUCCAGGGAGCUCCUCUCUCUUCCUAUGUAUCCAUUAACUCUGAAACUGGUGUGUUGUAUGCACUGAGAUCAUUUGACUAUGAGCAGUUUCGAAAUCUUCCAAUACAGGUAAGGGCAAGUGACAACGGGAACCCACCACUCAGCAGUAACGCAUCACUGAGCCUUUUUGUGCUGGACCAGAAUGAUAACACCCCUGAGAUCCUGUACCCCACCCUCCCCACUGAUGGUUCCACUGGGGUAGAGCUGGCACCCCGCUCUGCAGAGCCUGGAUACCUUGUGACCAAGGUGGUAGCAGUGGACAGAGACUCAGGACAGAAUGCUUGGCUGUCUUACCACCUGCUCAAAGCUAGUGAGGCAGGGCUCUUCUCUGUGGGGCUGCACACAGGUGAGGUGCGUACAGCAAGGGCUCUUCUGGAUAGAGAUGCUAUAAAGCAGAGCCUUGUGGUGGCUGUGCAGGACCAUGGCCAGCCACCUCUCUCAGCCACUGUCACAUUCACUGUGGCUGUGGCUGAGAGUAUCCCCAAUAUCCUGGCUGACCUGGGCAGCAUGGAGAUCCCUGCAGAUUCCAGAGAUUCCGACCUCACGCUCUACCUGGUCGUGGCAGUGGCUGCUGUCUCCUGCGUCUUCCUCACCUUUGUCCUUAUUCUGCUGGGGCUCAAGUUUCGGCGAUGGCAUUCCUUGCAUCUGCUACAGGCUGAAAAUGGUGGGUUGACUGGUCUGCCCACCUCACACUUUGUGGACGUGGAGGGGGUGCAGGCUUUCCUGCAGACCUGUUCCCAGGAGUUUUCUCUCACAGCUGACUCUAGAAAGAGCCACAUUAUCUUUCCCCAACCCAACUAUGCAGACAUGCUCAUCAGCCAGGAGAGCUGUGAGAAAAAGGAGACUUUGUGCCAUUCACUUGAUUCCAAGUUUCCUAUAGAAGACACUCCUUUGGUUCCCAAUUCAAAAGAAGACAGUCUGCAGUUCCAAAUGCAGCCUCUGGGCGCCGCUGUCGGCCAGUGCAGAGCAAGCUCCAACGCCCGGGAUCCCUCAAUCUCUUGCCUGGGAUUUCCUGCGCAGCCACCAACACACAGAAGCAACCCCUCUCACUCCUGGAGAAUACACGCACAGAUUCCCAUCCCCGAAACUGGGCUCCGCCUGUCCUGGACCGAAUACUCUUCCAGCGUGGUAGAUAACUUCCUCUCCCAGCUGCGAAGUGGGGGAUCCAGUGAAAAAACACCCGAGUAA
This is a messenger RNA of Marmota monax (woodchuck), 2712 nucleotides long. Its product is annotated as protocadherin gamma-A9-like. Gene Ontology annotation, cellular component: plasma membrane. Bases 1 to 2712 code for a protein of 903 amino acids. Gene Ontology annotation, molecular function: calcium ion binding. NCBI's taxonomy places the organism in Eukaryota, Metazoa, Chordata, Mammalia, Rodentia, Sciuridae. The record is from RefSeq and is a predicted model, not a curated record. Gene Ontology annotation, biological process: homophilic cell-cell adhesion. The transcript is spliced from 2 exons.